Notolabrus celidotus (New Zealand spotty) is the source of this 595-nucleotide messenger RNA. RefSeq lists its product as uncharacterized. The coding region runs from base 58 to 495 and encodes 145 amino acids. The transcript is spliced from 2 exons. Lineage: Eukaryota; Metazoa; Chordata; Actinopteri; Labriformes; Labridae. The record is from RefSeq and is a predicted model, not a curated record.
UGUUUUCAGAACUUUGAGAGCAACGACACUGAAGUUCGACAAAGUUUGUCGAACUUUAUGUGUCACGACGUCGCCACGCAAGAGCGAUUCUAUGCGUUGCAUAAGACACUGUCCCGGGCCAAGCAGAUGCGGGAGAUGUUUGUCUGCCUGUCAGUAAGGCCUGACAAAACUACCCCUGCCACAACCCCUGCCACAGCCCCUGCCACAGCCCCUGCCACGAUGCCUGCCACAGCCCCUGCCACGAUGCCUGCCACAGCCCCUGCCACAGAGGGUCCAAGCCGCAAAAGGCCCCCCCCGUCCUCACCCCAGAGUUCAGACUCUGAGGAGAAGGAGGAGGAGGAAGUCCCGACAAAGCGUGAGUCCCUCUCAAUGAAGCUUGCAAAAAAAGUCAAGGAGAAGGUUGGCUUCUCCCCCAGGAAGCAGCAAACUCAGCCGGUGCACGCCCGGCUACGGCCAAGGGUGCUCCUUAAGGACUGUUCCAAAAUGUUCAAAUAAUUUUUUUAUCUUGUGUAAUAUGUGUUCUUAUUUAUGUUCACUCUAACUUAUUAUUCUGUUCAGGUUAUUAAUAUUCUUGUUAUUUCUUCAUUCAAAUCGU